Molecule: messenger RNA, 2132 nt
Organism: Paramisgurnus dabryanus
Lineage: Eukaryota; Metazoa; Chordata; Actinopteri; Cypriniformes; Cobitidae
Gene: mstnb
Product: myostatin b
Cellular component (GO): extracellular region
Molecular function (GO): growth factor activity; cytokine activity
Source: RefSeq, a predicted model, not a curated record
CAAAGUUGCCGUAUAAAAGGCCUUGCCGAAUUUAAGCAUGACAUCUACUUGUCUGGUGCGUGGCGAGGCACAUUUCCAUAGCACAUCAAACAUCCUUCAGCACGCCUUGGAUCAUGCAUUUUACGCAGGUUUUAAUUUCUCUAAGUGUAUUAAUUGCAUGCGGUCCAGUGGGUCAGGGAGACAUAACGGCGCACCAGGAGCCCUCCACCGCCACGGAGGAAAGCGAGCAAUGCUCCACAUGUGAGUUCAGGCAACACAGCAAGCUGUUGAGACUGCAUGCCAUCAAGUCACAAAUCCUCAGCAAACUUCGACUUAAGCAGGCACCAAACAUCAGCCGGGACGUGGUCAAACAGCUGUUACCCAAAGCGCCGCCUUUGCAACAACUUCUGGACCAGUACGGUGUGCUGGGGGAUGAAAGUAAGGAUGGAGCUAUGGAAGAAGAUGAUGAACAAGCCACCACAGAGACCGUCAUGACCAUGGCCGCAGAGCCUGACCCCAUCGUUCAAGUAGAUCACAAGCCGAAGUGUUGUUUCUUCUCGUUUAACCCGAAGAUCCAGGCGAGUCGGAUCGUGCGGGCGCAGCUCUGGGUUCAUCUGCGACCCGCGGAGGAGGCGACCACCGUCUUCUUACAGAUAUCACGGCUGAUGCCCGUGACGGACGGAGGCAGACACGUACGAAUACGAUCUCUGAAGAUCGACGUGAAGGCUGGUGUCACGUCCUGGCAGAGUAUAGACGUGAAGCAGGUGCUCACCGUCUGGUUACGACAACCGGAGACCAACUGGGGGAUUGAGAUAAACGCGUACGACGCGAAGGGAAACGACCUGGCCGUCACGCACGCGAAGGCUGGAGAAGAUGGACUGCUCCCCUUUAUGGAGGUGAAAAUCUCAGAGGGCCCUAAGCGAAUCCGCAGGGACUCCGGACUGGACUGCGACGAGAAUUCGUCCGAGUCUCGAUGCUGCAGGUACCCUCUCACCGUGGACUUUGAGGACUUCGGCUGGGACUGGAUUAUCGCUCCCAAACGCUACAAGGCCAAUUACUGUUCGGGAGAAUGCGACUACAUGCACCUGCAGAAGUAUCCCCACACCCAUCUCGUGAACAAGGCCAACCCGCGAGGCACCGCCGGACCCUGCUGUACCCCCACCAAGAUGUCUCCCAUCAACAUGCUUUACUUCAACGGCAAGGAACAGAUUAUCUACGGCAAGAUUCCCUCCAUGGUAGUGGACCGGUGCGGCUGCUCGUGAACCGGUGCCCGGACGGGACUCGAUCUGCCUCAAAGACCCGGACAUCCGAUCACACCACCCGCCAUCCAAUAUCAGUGCUUUCACUGUGCAAUAGAAGGACGCUCACUCACUUUCUGGGCACUGCUACAUUUUUAUCCCUCUAUAUCAGUAUCUCUUCCACCACAGGAGUCGAACGGACGUAUAAAAAAAGGAAUGCCGUACUGACUAGGCUUGGGAAUGGACACAUUCUUUGAACAACCUCUGCUUUAUAUCAUGUUACUGUUUUCUCCUUUCUUUAGUGCAUAAAGGAUUCAUCGCAUUCAUUUAGAUCUUUGCUGUUACAGCUGUGUUACACUACCGGUGAGCUUGUUUAAGAGACGACUAUCCAAGUGAAACAGAGAGGGGAACUCAAGGACACUGAAGAGAAGAUGUCUGAAAAGCUUGGUAAUCCACGUACGUCGCAAUAAAUGCAAAAACACACGAUCCGAUCGAAUUGUUAAUUGUAGCUUCUCGAGCAGCCCUACACACUUGAAGUAUUAUCGAAAUCGACAUCGGUGGACAUAAGGACUUGAAGCAGAGGCACUUUGAAUGCAGCCUACACAUUGAAAUGUGUUAAAGACAGAGAUAUCGGAACUAUGGGAACGAAUGAAUGAAUGUUAAUAUCACGCAAACACUCUGUCUUCAAACCACACAGUUUGCACUAUGGCAGACCAAUAGAAAGAAUUGGUUGCUAAAAAUGUUGUAAAAACUGAUUUUGAUAUGUUUGCUAAUUGUAUUGUAUACUUGCCAUUGUUUCCAUUAACAGUUGCCUUUUUUAACCACGGUUAGUACAUGUAUAAGAACACGAAAUAGCAAAAAAGUGUACGAUAUAAAUCUAUGUAUCUGUUCAAACAAAUAAAGGUGCUUGCUAUA